GUACUUGGAUGACAGCAUCAUGUAGAUCGGGACUGUGUGUGAAAUUCUUGAGGCCAGAAGAAAAAAACAGUGCAAACUGUGCAAGUAGUAGCUUUUACUGUAAUGGAAUUGGAAUAAUGGAGUAAUAAUGCGACUCAGGGACAGCAGGAAUAAUGUGCAGUAGCGAUAUGGCUCGUGUACAGCGAAAGGCGACGUUCUAAAGUAAAGUACGAAACAUUCGUACGACAAUCCAGCAUAUCCGGGGAUAAAAAGCAUAUCGUGUGUCUGCUGCACUACUUUCAAGAAUGUCGAAUCAGAUGCAUACCCAGAAUACGGACGCAGCACUGCUCGCCCGAAUGCACAUGAUGCGUUUAGCCGCAGAAGGCGGUGGUGGUGGUGGUGGUGGCGGAGGAGGAGGAAAAACGAUCGGUUCCCUGCCGCGACCAAAUCAUUCCCCUAGUGGGAGCGGUACACAGGACCCGAACUCGGACAGCAAUGCUUACGGCACAAUGGGAACGAUUCCCGGGAGCGGAAGCGGCGGCAAUGGUGCUGCUUUAGUAGCCGCUUCGAUGGCCACAAUGGUGAACAUGAAUGACUACCGAAUGUACGAUCGGUACCAGAAUGAGAUGCAUGCGGCGGCAGCCGCUGGAAGCAAGUUUCCCGUGCAGCAGCAGCAGCAGCAUCAGAGUAACAGCAGUGCGCAUGCUACUGUUUCGACCACGGCUGGAAUGGUUGGUGGUGGAGUCAAUAGUGUCAGUUCUACUGGUGGCAGUUAUCAGUACAGGGUCAACAACAGCCCCACCCAUUCGAUGAGUAACGCAUCCCAGCACUCUGCCAGUGGCGGAGGUACGAUUCCCAGGACAGGCAACUCCUCGGUAGGAUCGAUGCAGCAGCAGCAGCAGCAUCAGCAGCAACAUUAUUACGAUUCGCGUUAUCAAACGGUGUACGAAAACAUCGACUGCUAUCCGGCAGCUUCGCAGCAGCAACAACAACAAUCUAUGGAUGCGCACUUGUACGACCAUCGAAAGUUUGAAUCGCACAACAUAAAGGCCCAACCUCAGGUUCCGGCUGGUACUGCUGGCCAGCCGUAUGUUUUAGCGAACGGCGUUGUUAUGCCAGGACGCGAGCAUCCGGGAAUGAUGAAUAUGGCUGGCCGAUACGCGCACACCCCACAGCCCCCAGAACUGACGGGUGCAGAACAACUGCCGAUCUACGAGAAUUUGCAGUCCCCACCAUCGGCGGGGCAGCAAGCACAACCGCAGGCAACCAAAGGAUCAAUGCAGGUUUAUUAUCACCAGCGGGCAGACGGCACAACUCCAAGUCCCAAUGCCAUGCCACACGCACAGCAGCAGCAGCAGCAGCAUCAGCAUCAGCACCAGGCUCAUCAACAAUACCAUCAUCCUUCAGACCCGCAAUCCCAACCCAUCUACGAAACCACCAACGCAAGUGCGAACAGCUACAGAACAGCUGGCAGCACGGUCUCAUCUGCAGGUCCUAUGCACUCUCCGGCAACGGCAAUGUAUCACCACCACCAUCAGCAGCAGCAGCAGCAGCAGUACCAACACUCGCCGACCAAUAGCAGCAUAGCGGUGAAAAUUGCUCAACAACCCCAACCGGUACAGCUACCCAACGUGAAAUAUCACGCGACUGGCGUUCCGGCAUCUGCCGCACUGCCGUACGACUACCAGAAGUCGCCAAAGCUCGGUGCCUCGAAUGCACCGUCAUUGCCCCCCAAAUCCUCGGAAGCGCUCAAAACUCAACAGAAAAACAACAACAAGUCUCCAUCACGCAGCAGCUCCAUCUCCGGUUCAAGCUCGCUGAGCAAAAGCUUCGUCGAGGACAUCAAUGGGUCGGACUACGUUUGUAUGACGAGCGGCACCAAAUACAACAACUCCGGCAGUAACACCUUGCAGUCGAUGAAAACAAGUCCACUGACAUCACCACCGCCGCCGUCGAAUAGCACCACCACACCGACGACGGGCGUUGUUGCCAGUGGUUCCACCACCGCCGCCAUGCCCGUUCAGGUGGGACAGGAACGGCAGUACGCGACGCUACAGGAGAUGGAAGUGGCAAAGAAUCAGCUCGCAAACAGCCAGCAGAUGAAAGGGGCCGCUACUCAGCCCACGAGCAAUGCGCACAGUGCUAAAUUGGCUCCACCCAAUGGGAGUACGAUGGGGCCCGGUGGGCACAACCUGGGGCCAAUGGGUAUGGGAUUGAGGGGUGCCGUUUCGCCAACUCCAUCACAACUCAGCACAGGAUCCGGAUCGGGAAAGCCAAAAGGUUUGACCAAAAACCUGCUCCCGUACAACGUCACCCCACCCCGACCGACCGGGCCAACCGAAGCGGAGCGGAAGAUUGAGGAACUAACCCGCCAGCUGGAGGAGGAGAUGGAGAAGAAUGAGGAGCAGGGCGAAUAUUUUGGCAUCUGCCAUACGUGCAAGGAAAAGGUGACCGGAGCCGGUGCGGCUUGCCAAGCGAUGGGCAACCUGUACCACACGAAUUGCUUCAUCUGCUGCUCGUGUGGUCGUGCGUUGCGUGGAAAGGCGUUCUACAAUGUGCACGGGCGUGUUUACUGCGAGGAAGAUUACAUGUACUCUGGAUUCCAGCAGACGGCUGAGAAGUGUGCAAUAUGUGGGCAUUUGAUUAUGGAGAUGAUCCUUCAAGCGAUGGGCAAAUCGUACCAUCCCGGUUGCUUCAGAUGCUGCGUUUGCAACGAGUGUCUGGACGGCGUUCCCUUCACGGUGGACGUGGACAAUAAGAUUUACUGUGUUAACGAUUAUCACAGCAUGUUUGCCCCGAAAUGUGCAAGUUGUGGCAAAGGCAUCACUCCGAUGGAAGGAACGGAGGACACCGUACGGGUCGUGGCGAUGGAUAAAGAUUUCCAUGUGGAUUGCUACAUCUGCGAGGAGUGCGGUAUGCAGCUGACGGACGAAUCCGAUAAACGGUGCUACCCUUACGAAGGUAGACUGAUGUGUCGUUCUUGCCAUAUACAGAAGAUAUCGGUACAAGACAGGCGUGGGCGCAUUCUCGAGCCCGUGUCGGCGACUUAUCAAUACAUGGGUUAAAAGGGAUCGUGUGGGACCUCGAACAUCAAACGUUUUGCAAUGCGAAGGCUAGACUUUUAGUGCUCUUUGAUUGAUUGAAGCGGGAACAUGCUGGUAUAUUCCUGGUAUAGUGCUUAUGCUAAACAUUCUAGAUUGCUCCGGGUUUGGCUGCUGAUUUACUGCUACGUGCGUGAACGAUGAACGAUCAACGGUGUCAAGCAUUAAACGUUACUCGUCGCUUCUUUUUUGUGUGUGCGUGCCGUCACACGUACGCAAACAAAAACCCACAUUUGCUACACUCGUUCGUGUUCAGUAGUGCUACGUUUUGCACUAUAAAUAUACAUACUGGCAACUCCUCUUACACGCUGAAGAUAUUAUGAGGUACGCACGGUGUAACAGUCGUGCAUCGGAGCGAUAGGAUAGUAGAACAGUAACAUUCCGUUAAAUGUGUAUGUGCGUAUUUAAAGAAUGUCUAAAACGAUGAAACAACGGUGAUCAACGGCUUACGGUGCAAAAAGCGUACGAAGCGUGGAAUGGAAUGGGAAUUACUGCAAUAGUGGCACGAAAUGCAUUUACUUUGGCCUCCAAUUUGCCAAAUGCGCGAAACUAGAGUAAUAAAGGUGAAGCAUAUAUUUGCUUUCUUCAUAAUAA
Anopheles stephensi (Asian malaria mosquito) is the source of this 3674-nucleotide messenger RNA. RefSeq names its product LIM domain-containing protein jub (gene jub). Lineage: Eukaryota; Metazoa; Arthropoda; Insecta; Diptera; Culicidae. The record is from RefSeq and is a predicted model, not a curated record. Gene Ontology annotation, molecular function: transcription corepressor activity. Gene Ontology annotation, biological process: negative regulation of hippo signaling; cytoskeleton organization; regulation of DNA-templated transcription. Gene Ontology annotation, cellular component: nucleus; transcription regulator complex; P-body. The transcript has 7 exons. Bases 285 to 3044 code for a protein of 919 amino acids.